GGGAGCUCCGUGCUGACGCCAUCAUCGCGCGACGGCACGGACACCAAGGAUCGGCUCGGUCGCCGCGGCAACCGGAGUGGGGAUGGCGGGCAGGGGCAGCGUGGCACAGCUGCGGGAAGAUGGAAACGCAAGUUUCAAAUCGGGAGACUAUGAGGCAGCUCUGUCCUGCUAUACUCAAGCAAUUGAGCUCUCCCCGGAGCCAGCUGAGCUCAGAGUGCUGCACCGUAACAGAGCAGCCUGCUACCUCAAACUGGAACAGUACUCAAAAGCUGAGGCUGAUGCUUCAAAAGUCAUUGAGGUGGAUGGGAAGGAUGUGAAGGCUCUGUUCCGCAGGAGCCAGGCCCUGCAGGAACUGGGAAGGCUGGAUCAGGCAUUUGCUGAUAUCCAAAGGUGUGCUGUUCUGGAACCGAAGAACAAAGUCUUCCAGGAGUCAAUGCGGCAGAUUGCAGCGAAGGUCCAAGAGAAGGUCCGACUACAGUCCUCUACUGACUCGCGCGUAGAACAAAUGUUUAACAUCCUCUUGGAUCCUGGGGAGAAAGAUUCCGACAAAAAACAGAAGGCUGUCCAGAAUCUGAUUGUUCUCGCUCGCGAAGACGCUGGGGCCGAGAGGAUUUUUCGCAGUGAUGGGGCACGUCUCCUUCAGAAAAUGCUGGACACGAGGAACGUGGAUAUUAUGCUGGCUUCGCUACGCACACUAGUUGGACUGUGUUCGGGUCACCAAUCUCGGGCAACAAUGAUCUUGCACACAGUAGGAAUGGACAGGCUGUGCCAUGUGAUGGGCAUUGACCAUGAGCAGGUUUCCCUGGCGACCUGCAAUGUGCUGCAGGGUAUUUUUGAUUCAUUGAAAGGUGGAAUAAAAAGUGAUGUUCGAGGGAAGGAGGAAGCUGUAGUUCUCGAUCCCGUGAAGGAGAUGAAAAUGAUGGUGCAACAGCUAAUAGAGAUGUUAAUUCAGCGUGACGUCUCUACACAUGGUCGAGAAAAUUCCAUUAACCUCCUGAUUAAAAAUGUCCCACGUAAAUCCUUACGGGACCCAAACAACUCCAUGACAAUUUGGGUCAUUGAUCAGGGAAUGAAGAAGAUCCUGGAAGUGGCUGGGACGGUGUCUGAAGUUCCUGAUAGCCUUCCGGUCACUGACAGUGGUCGGAUGAGUGUAUCAGUACUGCUGAACAAACUCUACGAUGAUCUCAAAUGUGAUGCAGAGCGAGAAGCCUUUCACAAGCUCUGUGAGGACUAUGUCAGGGGCCGCUUUGAGUCUCCAGGGAUGGAUGGAAAGCUGCAGGCUAUCCAGACAGUCUCCACCCUGCUGCAAGGACCCUCAGAGGUUGGCAACCGUGUGCUGGAGAUGAGUGGCAUAUUGGAAUGCAUGAUAGCCCUGUGCAGCUCAGAGAGGGAGAUCGACCAGCUGAUUGCCGUGGAAGCACUGAUCCACGCAGCGGGCAAGUCAAAGAGGGCUUCUUUCAUCACUGCCAAUGGGGUGACCCUACUGAAGGACAUCUAUAAGAAGAAUGAGAGUGAUCAGAUCAAGAUUCGAGCGCUGGUGGGUCUCUGCAAGGUGGGGUCAGCGGGAGGAACGGACUGCAGCAUGAAGCAGUUUGCUGAAGGAUCAACCUGCAAGUUGGCGAAACAAUGCCGAAGAUGGUUGUGCAAUGACUCGAUUCAGUCCAGCACACGGCGCUGGGCAACAGAGGGGCUGGCCUAUCUGACCUUUGACGCUGAUGUGAAGGAGGAGUUUGUGGCCGAUCAGCCUGCAAUGCAUGCUAUGUUUGAGCUGGCAAAGUCAGAAGAUAAAACCGCCCUCUUUGCAGUUGCUUCCACUCUCGUAAACUGCACCAACAGCUAUGACAAGGAAACGCCUGACCCACAGCUGCUGGAACUCGCUAAGUAUGCCAAGCAGCAUGUCCCGGAGGAGCACCCUAAGGAUAAACCCAGGUAUGUGGGGAAACGGAUUGGGAAACUGCUGAAGGCAGGUGUGGUGUCUGCACUGGUGUGCAUGACUAAGAGGGAGAGUCCAGCCCUGACUGAUUCUUGUAAGGAGAUGAUUGCUCGAGUUUUCCUGGCUCUGGUGGAGGUUCCUGAGGAUCGUGGAGUUGUGGUAGCUCAGGGAGGAGGGAAGGCAUUGCUCCCUCUGGCAUCAGAAGGCACCGAGGUUGGUAAAACUAAGGCUGCCCAGGCACUGGCAAAGAUCACAAUCACCUCAAACCCAGAAAUUGCUUUUCCUGGAGAGAGAGUUUAUGAGGUAAUCCGACCUCUGAUCAACCUCCUGCACCUUGAUCGUACUGGACUGCAGAACUUUGAGUCCCUGAUGGCAUUAACCAAUUUGGCUGGACUCAGUGAGAGGCUGCGCGAGAAGAUAAUUAAGGAAAAAGCAGUUCCAAUGAUUGAGAGCUACAUGUUUGAAGAUCACGAGAUGAUAAGAUUGGCAGCUACGGAGUGCAUGUGUAACAUGGUCUUAAGUGAAAAGGUGCAGGAGCUGUUCCUGGUGGAGGGCUCAGAUCGGCUGAAGCUUUUAGUGCUGUACAGUGGUGAAGAGGAUGAGAAACUGAGAUGUGCAGCUGCAGGGGCUUUGGCUUUCCUGACGUCACUACAGCCAAAACUCUGCACCAAGAUGACACAGGUGACAAGCCACUGGAUGGAGAUUCUGCAGGCGCUAGUGCUGAGCCCUAAUGUUGACUUGCAACACCGGGGAGUCGUCAUCACAUUCAACCUGAUGAACGCUGAACAGGAGCUGGCCACCCUGCUGAUGGAGUCGGAGAUGAUGGAAAUCCUGUCGGCCCUGGCCAGGGAUGAUGAUGAGAAGAAAUCCAAAGUGUGUGGGGUUGCCAAAGACUGUCUUGACCGAGCAGUAGAGUACGGACUUAUUAAACCUAGCGUGGAGGGGAAGAGCCCGUAGUGGAGGCAAAUGCAGGACAUUCCAGGGAUAUAUGACCUAUUUCCCAAAUCACUGCUAUUCACUAUAACCCAAUGAGCUUUGGUGCCUCACAUCAUGUUUCUGUUGAUAACAGAGUACCGAAUAUUAGCCAUUGCAAUUGGGGUAUUAAUGCCAGCAAUGUGGCUAAGCCUUAAGACACUUCCCACUGUAAGGUUUUGCAAGAUUUUCCUGUAGCGUCACUGAAACACAGUUUGCUCUCCCCAUGGGCACAGUGGGCUUUUUGAGUUCUGGUUUUGGCGUGAUGUUUGGCAGCCUUCUCCCCUUUGUGGUUCACCUGUACAUAGUAUUGAUCAUUUCUCUGUCAUCUCCUUUGAAAGACAAAGAGAAAAGCCCAGAGAAAAUUGGGAGAAAGUUCCUCUUGGAUAAUUGGCAGUCCAAGAGAUCUCCUUCUAGUCAAGGAUCUCCGGGUUCCUCCGUAAGGUGGAUCGUCAGCCCCCACCUGCACCAGAGGUUUCCUCUCCAUCAGGGGUUCCCAGCUUGGGGUUCACAGAUCUUUUGCUGAAUAGCAGGUGUCCAUUGUAUGAGAAAAGUUGGGAAGCCCUGCUCUACAUGAAGAACCAUGUCCAGUUUAGCAUAGUUUUAAUAAUGUUUGCUUGUUUACAACCUGCAUUAAUCUGAUUACUAUAUGGCCUGAUUAUAUAUAACCAGGCGAGCUGAAAGCACUCUGGUAACUGACUUUUAACACACAAAAAUCUGAUAAUGAGGAUAAAAUGAUUCACUUAUUAAACAACUUAAUAGAAAACAUUAGACAACCAUACACAAUGAUUGAAGAUCCUUAGAAACAUAAUAUACUGUAUGUGGAACAAACAAAACAAUACCUUCAGGAAAACCAACAAAAUAUAGGCAAUAAUAGCCAAGAACAAAAAUAUUCCCAGAGGGACCAUGUUGCUAGAUUUUAGGACGUUUAUGACACAUUUAGUUUACGGGUGUAUAAAAUAUACCCAAAUAAAAUAAAACAUUUGCUUUCCACCCAUCAGUUUGAAUGGGAAUAUUAAUAAUGUUAGUUGGUUGCAGAGAACUUUGUGCUGGAAAUAUGACAUGAAGAAAAUUUGACUGUUAAGGUUUUGAACAAUCCAAUUCAUAGUGCAGACAGUGAGCAGGAGAUGUAGAUUCAGGUUUAAUUGAUAUCCAGACAUACAGUGAAAUGCAGCAUUUGCAUUAACAAUCAGCAUUCCCAUGGCUAUACUGGAAGCAACCAGCAAGUGUUGCCACACAUUCUGAUGCCAACACUAACAGAACUGUAAAGGGAUUUGCUGCUAAGGCUGGGAAGAGUAUCCGUGGAGCAACCCUAAACCUAAUGCCCACUUGAAGCCACUGAUGUGAAAUGAAAUUAUUGUCCACAUGUUAAAUAAUCUUAUUGCCCAAACAACUUAUUACUCAUUUUAGGUAGGCAUUUGUCCUCCAGAGGCUGAGUGUUUUUACUCAUAUGGAGUUUAAAAAGACCCAUUUCAUCUUUCUGGUGUGAGUGAUAUGGGUUGGACUUUAUACAAAAAAAGUAUUUGAAGAUCACAUCGGAUUAAUUACCACCUUCUUCAGAUAAU
Hypanus sabinus (Atlantic stingray) is the source of this 4470-nucleotide messenger RNA. RefSeq names its product protein unc-45 homolog A-like. The record is from RefSeq and is a predicted model, not a curated record. NCBI's taxonomy places the organism in Eukaryota, Metazoa, Chordata, Chondrichthyes, Myliobatiformes, Dasyatidae. Gene Ontology annotation, molecular function: Hsp90 protein binding. The coding region runs from base 83 to 2890 and encodes 935 amino acids. The transcript is spliced from 20 exons.